Molecule: messenger RNA, 1332 nt
Organism: Zychaea mexicana
Lineage: Eukaryota; Fungi; Mucoromycota; Mucoromycetes; Mucorales; Lichtheimiaceae
Exons: 2
Coding region: 1-1332 (443 amino acids)
Molecular function (GO): protein binding
Source: RefSeq, a predicted model, not a curated record
AUGACAGUUGUCGAGCAACAGCCGCGACCCUUGUUUAAUGGUGCUCCAGAACUGCAUCUCACAACAGCAACCGAACUUAUUCAGUCUCCCAGUGGCAAGAAUGAUCGUGAUGACGUUUUGAAAGCUCUAAACUUCUUGCGGUACGAAGCCAUCGCCCAUCGCGACAUUGAAGCCAAAACAAAACUUUGCACAAUCUACUCGGCCAAAGACAGCUUGAAUCGACACAUACAGGCUGAUGAACGAGAAGCCGAAAUGUGGUCACGCAGCGUGUUCGACAAACAACUGUCAGACGCACUGUAUUCAUGCGCCAACUAUUUCACAGAUCAAACGACACGUACCUCGACGUCGACAAUCGAUCUUAUCCUCGAAGGCGCUAAGCAACUUAGCAGUGGCCAUGUCAGCUACCUUGCCGGCCUCUUGUUGACCAAGGCUAUCGGCGUCGAACGCGAUCUCAAUCAAGGUGUAGCGUUAUUGCAGCAUGCAAGCGAGCAAGGACUCGCUGAAGCAUCUUACGAACUCGGUCGAGUCUAUGGUGAUCGAUACAGCUACUCACUUCACGACACUGCCAAAUCAAUGGAGCUUUACCAGCGAGCUGUCCAGCUAGGCGAUGAUCGAGCCUAUGUCGACUUAGCGUACGCCUACUAUGUCGACAGCAACAAUCUCGAGAAGGCAUUCGAGUACGCCUCGGAAGGCGCCAAAUUGACAAACGAUCGCUAUUGCCAGUAUAUCCUCGGCCAUCUUUACCUCGGCAGAAACCAAGGCAACGAAGCAAUUCAAUGGCUCGCGGCGUCGGCGCAGCAGGACUUUGCCCUCGCUAUUGAAGAAUUGGCAGCUGCUUAUUUUAAAGGUCAAGCUGGGAUCAAAACGAACUACGACGAAGUGCUUCGUUGGUGUACAAAGGGUUCAGAUAUCCCGUAUUGCCAGACUGCACUAGGUGAUCUGUUCAGGAACGGCUGGGGCGUGGAUCGUGAUUAUCAGAGAGCGUUCCAAUACUAUCAGACGGCAGCCAGUCAGCCUGAAGCACCGAAUCUAUAUGCUCAACACAUGCUCGGUGAAAUGUUUCUGAAUGGCGAAGGUAUACCCCAAGAUACUGCUGUUGCCAAAGAGUACUUUCAGAUCGCCGCUUCACAGGGAUACGAAGCUUCAAGACAAAAAGUACAAGUACUUGAGUUUGCAGAACAAAAGAAACGAUCAUCCCAGUCUUCGUAUCAGCAGCAGCAGCAGCAGCAAGCAACACAACAGCAGCAGCAGCAGCAGCAACAACCACAACAAAAGAAAUCCAAUCGUUGGAGCAUAAAUCUGUUUGGAAAGAACAGAAAUAAUAAUCAAUAA